Molecule: messenger RNA, 1690 nt
Organism: Spinacia oleracea (spinach)
Lineage: Eukaryota; Viridiplantae; Streptophyta; Magnoliopsida; Caryophyllales; Amaranthaceae
Product: probable acyl-[acyl-carrier-protein]--UDP-N-acetylglucosamine O-acyltransferase, mitochondrial
Exons: 11
Coding region: 204-1208 (334 amino acids)
Biological process (GO): lipid biosynthetic process
Molecular function (GO): acyl-[acyl-carrier-protein]-UDP-N-acetylglucosamine O-acyltransferase activity
Source: RefSeq, a predicted model, not a curated record
UUCUGACACAAAAGCUGCAGUUGAAUCGUUAAAUCCACAAUUACUCUGUAUUGUUUUUAAUCAACAAAGACCAAAUCCAAAUAUUUUCAAAGCCCUUAAACCCAAAAGGAAGCGAAGAAAAAGAAAGAGAGGGAGAUUGACUCAGACUCAAACUCAAACUCAAACUCAAACUCAAACCAAACCCAAAAUUGCAAAGUUGAAAAAUGAGGUGGCUUCGUAACACCAACAGCAACUCACUUGCUUCAACUCUCCUUCAAUACUCUUCUCUCUCUUUCCUUAGACCUCUAUCCAAUGCAGCAGCAGAUGAUUGGAACCCUACUUUUGUGCACCCAACUGCUAUUAUUCAUCCCAAUGCUACUCUUGGUCAGGGAGUGUCAAUUGGGCCAUUUUGUACAGUUGGCUCAUCUGUAAAACUUGGCAAUGCUUGUAAAUUGUAUCCUGGUAGUCACAUUUUUGGAUAUUCUCAAUUGGGUGAUAACUGCAUUCUUAUGACUGGUGCGGUCGUUGGUGAUGAGCUUCCGGGGAAGACUGUGAUUGGAUCAAACAACAUUAUCGGACAUCAUGCUGUUGUGGGUGUAAAGUGCCAAGACUUGAAAUAUAAGGAUGGGGAUGAAUGUUUCCUUGAUAUUGGUGACAAUAAUGAGAUAAGGGAAUACAGCUCUAUACAUAGAUCGUCCAAGCCAGAUGAUCAGACGAUCGUUGGUCAUAAUAAUCUUAUUAUGGGAUCCUGUCAUGUUGCUCAUGACUGCAAAAUCGGUAACAACAACAUUUUAGCAAAUAAUACCUUGUUGGCAGGUCAUAUAGUAGUAGAAGAUUACAUUCACACUGCCGGUGCGGCUGUUGUCCACCAGCACUGCCACCUUGGUUCGUUUUGUUUCAUUGGUGGUGGAUCUGUGGUUUCUCAAGAUGUUCCAAAAUUCAUGAUGGUAUCUGGUGAUAGAGCUGAGCUUCGUGGCUUGAACUUAGAAGGCUUGCGACGUCGUGGGUUCUCGGCUACAGAGAUUAAGGGCUUGCGAGCGGCAUACCGCAAGAUUUUCAUGCCUAAUGAUAAUGAAUCCGGGAGUAUUGAAGAUCGUCUCAAAGAACUGGAGCAGCAUGAAGAACUGUGUCAGAUUCCUGUCAUAUGCUCCAUGGUGCAAUCUAUAUGUGAUUCCUUUUCUGAGAGUCGACGUGGAAUAUGUAAAUAUAGACAAUGGAAUGCAUCUUGAAAGUAUUCUUUGGCAUCUUUGCCCAAUAUUUUAUGGAAUUCCAUCUCGGCAUAUCUCAUUGCACUCGCUGAGUUGUUCGGGUAAUUCAUCUACAGACCAUGCUUUCCUCACAAACGCUUUUGCUCCACACUGUCUAAACAUUGGAAUUAGACUGUAGAGGAUUAUGGAAGCAUAGUAUUAAGAGUUCUCAAGUAGCGUUCUAAAUUUUGUGAGACAAGCAUUGUUUUUGUUUUAUGUACCCUUGUUUGAAAUUUUGAACUGGCUGUAAUACAAUUAAGUUGGAGUGGUUGAACUUGAAAGUGAAAAAUGGAGGAAAAAAAAGAAGAGACAGAAAGUGGGGAGUUAGUGUAGUUACUGGUAAAUGAAUAUGACAGUGCAUUUUUACAAAGCUGGUGGAGUUGUGAGUUUGUGACCAACUCUGUACUAUACUUAUACUAUACAGCUGGUUUGUGUUCUGUACUUAUGCAUCAUUGCUUUCAACA